ACAUUUUCUCCAAGUAAGCAAACUUCUGUUCUUGAUAACAACGAUUUCUAUGAUUUUUUAUGCAACGUCGACUUUUUAUCCCUAUGUAUCUAUCAAAGUUUGCAAGUAAGAAGCAAGAGUACUCGAAGGCGGAAGACAUUUUCCGUGUCAAAGCGUAUCGUUAUCCUCGAAUAUCGAACGAACACGUACGUUAACCUUAUUAACGUUUACCUUGAACUUCACUUUUAGCUUUUUGUUACGUACACGAUGGCCUUUAAGCGCCUAGGAAACAGUUUUAUUCGAUUCUUGCAUGACUGGGAACAAUUUUUCCCCUCGAUCAACGCAAAUCCCACGACUUUCGUAGGAAUUUAAAUUCUCUCGUAUAAUUCUCGUGGUCGAAUCCCUUUUUUCGAAAAACUUUCAAGGCGAACGUCGAACUUCGUCCGAUUUUCCCAAAUGCACCAACAUCUGUUCACAGACAUUCGCUCACAGACAACGUGUCCACGACAACAGGUUUUAAAACAGGCGCACUAAAACGAACGACGAGUUUUCGGUUGAAAGAACGUUACGCUGGAAGAUGCACAAAGCACAACUUGCUGGUCGAAUAUUCACGAGAGUGCGGGUAUCGCGUUCAGAACGUAAGAAAGAGCUUGAUCGCUCGAUGGAAGUAGCGAGCCGUAUAGAUAAAACUGUCGUCCUGUUAGCGAAAAAAAGAAGAGCAAAAGAAAGAGAAGAACGGCCUGGCAAAGCUGGUCGGGCGCUCUUACCGACCGACUCGCGCACGAAAAGAAGAACAUUCGCCACGAGGUCACGUUGCACCCCGUCGUCUUCCAUCCACUAUCAUCCGUUACAAUGUAUGCGCGUUUACGUAUGUGCGCGUGCCGUCGCGUUCCUAAUCACCCUGUUUCACGGUUAAUCAGCCGAGUGGCCGGAACACGGAGAAGGUCAGAGAAUAGGGUGAGGCGCAAAACAGAGGAGACAAGAUAGCUAGGACAGACAGAGAAGAAGAUCGAACAACGGAUAAAACGAGAAGGACAAAGAUGCAGAGAAAGGGAGACAAAAAUUGUUGCAGGAAGACACAGAAAGAGGCCACUACUGAUACGAAAAGAGAAAGCGAGCGAGAGCAACGUGAACGAGAAACAACGAGAGACAGACAGAUACGGAGAGAAGGAUUCGUGCUAAUUAUUGCUUGGUUGCGAGGGAAACUUCGGAGCAUUAAUAGAGGGAUACUGCGAAAUUCGAAAGGACGAGAUGAAAGUCAAGACGACGCCAUCGCAGCGAUCGAUGAUAAAUGUGAUAACUGUUCGUCGAAACGUGAUAUUACAGAACCUGUACUUUCAUUAUAAGGUUUGAUAAUUCUUCCAGGAUGACAGCCUUCAUGAUGGUUUCUUCUGAAGUACAUCAACAUCGUCGACAUCGUUCUUCGUGUGUAACUGUGGGAUGGCACGUAUUUAAGAAAAAAGCCUACGAAGAUAUUGGUCGAUGAUUCGAGAAACUCGUCCAACGAUGACGAAGAUAUAGGUGAAAGACAAGAUUACGAAGAUGUAAAUGAAUCGAAAGAAAGCGACAAUAAUUCCGAAGAAUUUAAUAACGAUACAAAUAAAUCAAGUUUCGUUUCGUCUUGGAAAUUAUCACUGCCCGAUGAAUUUGCAAAUAUAAGAUUUAUUAGUAACAAUACGUACAGCGGUCGUAUUAGUAGAAAAAUGAUGGAGGGUGAAGGCGUAUACAAAUGGUCUAACGGUGCUCGGUAUAAAGGAGAAUUCGAACAGAAUGUUAUGCAUGGCAAAGGUCUAUUAGAAUGGAACAAUGUUUGCUGGUACGAAGGUGAUUUUACGAACGGCUACCGACAUGGUAGAGGAAUUAUGGUGGAUGGAGAAAAUCGUUACAUGUAUACCGGUCAAUGGCAUAUGGGUCAAAGACAUGGGAAAGGUUAUUCCCGUUACUCUGACAAUGGUUCAUACGACGGUGAUUGGGUAAUGAACAAAAUGAACGGGAUUGGAUUACGAAUUUAUCCAAGCGGUGGCCGUUACGUGGGUCAAUGGAAGAACGGAGUUCGUGAUGGUAUCGGAACCAUGGUUUGGUCCAAUGGGAGUCUCUAUCGUGGGGAAUGGAAAUGCGGUGCAAUGCACGGCUAUGGAGAGUACGUAUGGAAUGGAUUUUUUAAUAAAACGUUUGCUUGGCCGCAAGAAGCAUCGUACGUAGGUUACUGGCGUCGCGGAAUGCGUCAUGGCAAGGGGGAGAUAAAGCUGAAUUCCGUCGGUGGAGCUAAGUAUUCUGGUUAUUGGAAGGAUAAUAAAAAGCAUGGUUACGGAGUCAUAAUUGGAAGUAACGGGCACAAGUUUGAGGCUAAUCCAUUAUUUUUAAAUGAUAUUUUGUGUGCGCCGAACGUUGUAGCCGAUAAUUUAGAAACUGAAACGAAAACGAAGGAUGAAGGAGAAUGCAUGCGAACAGCUAAAGAAAUAAAAACAGCAUUUGCCGAGAAACCUGGUCAAUUGGUAGAAACUUGGCCAACACCUAUUCUGAAGCCAGAACAGUUUCUAUGUUUAUCUUACUAUAUAACUCGUCUAUUGGAUCCAAAAAAUAUGGAGCCAUCUGUCGUAUUUUCGCCUCCAUCUGGAAAAUGCUACAGUUGUGAAAGAGAAUCUUGUUCUUGUUUGCCACAUCCACUUUCCAUAGAUACGAUUACAAGUGAACGAAACGACAUCACGCAGACACAUGCGCCCGAAUCCUACACCGAGAAUAUGAUAGAAUCUGUCUGGAAAUAUGAAGAAUGCUGGACAUAUAAUUGUUUGACGUUUCACAUGCAUCGUUUACGUGAAAUUUACAACGAUUAUGCUACGUUAUUUGCCAAGUCGGCGCCAAAAUGCAAUCUGGCGAUGAGUAGAUUAUGUUUAUGGCAAUUAUGGAGAGAUUGUGGUAUUCAUAAGAAAGGACUUAGCCUCACUGAAAUCGAUAGUUACAUUGGUGAACGUUAAUUGAUAACUACUGUAAACAUCGUUGUAUAUUAUGUCACAGUACUGUACAAAAGUCCUUUUCUUGGACCGUCAGUAGUGAUCACUACAGAGUAGUAAUCUCACAAUGAUGGUAUUAAUACUUUUAGGGAAUACGUAUUUGUGGUGUUUGACUUUCUUAAGUAAUAACGAUAAACCUAAGAUAAUAUCAAGUAUCUUUAUAUUCAUUUGGUAGGUAGCCUAAGAUUUUGCACAGUACUGUGUACCAGUACAUAUUGUAUAUGUAUAUGAGUAAAUUAGUUUUUAAUGCAACAAAACAGUAGUUUGGAAUAAUAUCCGCUAUCGCAAACACGUCUCGCUAUAAAGUUUCUAUUAUUAAUGUGAAUCGUUAAAAUAUUAGCGAAAAAUGAAACCACGAUGGUGAAAGAUCCUCUUCAUCCGUUCGAAAAGAUUGAAAUCUGGCAAUUUUUACACGCCUUGUUAGAAGUUUCCUGGCACUUAUAUACUAAACACAACGACGAUGAAGUCGAGGAAAUGAACGGAAAAAUCGCUGGUGGUUUGCACAAAUUUUUAAAAAACUAUAUAUAUCCUCAUGCUGGAAAUCAUGUUGGUACGUAAGUACAUACCUAAUACGGUAACAUUAUCAUAAAUAAUAUAAUAUAAAUGUAAAAAGUGGCUUUUGAAAAGAAAAGGUGGUAUUGUUAUGAAGACAAUUUAUGUCAUAAGGAAUAUAAUUUGCGUCUAUGUAAGUUUUUGGGAAUUUUCAUUAAACUAAAUGAAACAAAUGUUUAUGACUCUAUGAAACAGCUAGAAAAUCUUUUGUGUUGUUAAUCAUUUGCACAACAAAUACAACUUUUUCAA
Molecule: messenger RNA, 3791 nt
Organism: Bombus impatiens (common eastern bumble bee)
Lineage: Eukaryota; Metazoa; Arthropoda; Insecta; Hymenoptera; Apidae
Product: radial spoke head 10 homolog B-like
Exons: 11
Coding region: 1683-2954 (423 amino acids)
Source: RefSeq, a predicted model, not a curated record